Messenger RNA from Laccaria bicolor S238N-H82, 1158 nucleotides. RefSeq lists its product as uncharacterized. The record is from RefSeq and is a predicted model, not a curated record. Gene Ontology annotation, biological process: adenosine catabolic process; inosine biosynthetic process. The transcript has 5 exons. Gene Ontology annotation, molecular function: adenosine deaminase activity. Bases 1 to 1038 code for a protein of 345 amino acids. NCBI's taxonomy places the organism in Eukaryota, Fungi, Basidiomycota, Agaricomycetes, Agaricales, Hydnangiaceae.
AUGGCCAUCGCUGGUCCUGCCGCAGCAGCACUCGCCUCAUUGAAACCUGAUCAGGUUACUUUUCUACAAUCUCUCGAAAAAGCUGAACUUCACGCCCACCUCAACGGUUCUAUACCCAUUGCGGUCAUCCAACAGCUUGGCAAGGAAUACUUAGUAAACUCUCCAUCAUCCACACACGGCGAUGCAAUCUACGCCACGAUAGAACGACUCAUUUACGGUUCUGAGCUUGAGACGAUAGACGAUUUCUUUUCGGUAUUCCCAAUCAUCUAUCACUUGACGUCGACGCCUGAAAGCCUGGCUUGCGCGACGCGUGGUGUUCUGAAUGCUUUCCUGGACGGUGACCAUCCGCAAUGCAAUUAUCUUGAACUUCGUACGGGACCAAGAGAGACGGAAUACAUGAGCAGAGAAUUGUAUAUGCGAACCGUUCUGAAUGAGGCGGAAAAAUAUGAGGAAAAGGUGGGCGUAAUUCUGAGCUUGGAUCGCAAAACUGGCGAAAAGACUUGGCAAGAAUGCUUGGAUAUAGCACUUAAGCUAAAAGGAGAGGGAAGAAGACUUGUUGGGGUUGAUCUCUGCGGCGAACCAUCCAUGGGGAACGUUGCGGAUUUUCAAACAUUUUUCUGUGAAGCGAAGAAAGCAGGAUUGGGUAUCACGUUGCAUAUCGCCGAGAUCGUUUCUAGCACCCCCGAGGAGACUCUGAAGCUCUUGUCUUUCCAACCCGAUCGCUUGGGGCACGCCACAUUUCUCAACAAGGAAGCUAUGGAUAUCGUGAUAAAAAAUAACAUCUGCGUUGAGAUCUGCCUAACUUCUAAUUUAUUGUGCAAAACAGUAAGCGCAUUGGAGUCCCAUCACAUUCGUCAAUACCUCAAGGAAAAUCAUUUGAUCGCCAUUUGUACGGACGACAUCCUGCCUUUUCGUACUUCUCUGUUGGCGGAAUACGCCCUUCUUCUUGCUCCAUCUCCGUUAGGCCUUGGUCUUACUGAGGACGAAGUUAAAGAGAUCGGGGAAAUGAGUCUGCGGGCCAGAUUCAAAAUGGGAUGACGGAUUGCUGAGCUUUAGAGGCUACCAUUAUUAAUAUUGGUGCGUUCCCAUUUAGACAUGAAACUGAUUAUUUGAUACCCAGUCUCCAUUGAUACGAUUUUCAUUUAUUUGUGAGGACAA